This is a messenger RNA of Spodoptera frugiperda (fall armyworm), 520 nucleotides long. RefSeq lists its product as uncharacterized. The transcript has a single exon. Gene Ontology annotation, biological process: mitochondrial translation. NCBI's taxonomy places the organism in Eukaryota, Metazoa, Arthropoda, Insecta, Lepidoptera, Noctuidae. Bases 84 to 458 code for a protein of 124 amino acids. The record is from RefSeq and is a predicted model, not a curated record. Gene Ontology annotation, cellular component: nucleoplasm; mitochondrion; mitochondrial ribosome. Gene Ontology annotation, molecular function: RNA binding.
AAAUUAUUUUAUUUUUGGUAAAGCUGAACAGUGAUCUUAAUUGUAUUGUAUUUAUUAGUUUGUGAAUAGUUAUAUUAGUAAAAAUGAGGCUCCAUCCAAUAUUAUUUGCCGGACCUCCAAAGAGUGGCGCGAGGAGCCCUCAGAGAGAGCCGGUUCCAUUCAAAAUGUUGUUGCCAUUGCAACUUAAGAAGACAGUUUCUGGCAAAGGAGACAAGCUCAAAGAAGCAGCUUGUAUGCAAGAAAUGGCUGUUAUGUUCGCUUGCUUCAAAAAAUCAGAUUUCGAUCAAACUGAAUGCUUAAAGGAGGUUGCUGCUUUCCAAGGAUGUUACAAAGAAUACAAUGAUAGGAUGACCACCCAGAGAGAACAAGGGAAGAAAGGUAUCCUCGUCCCGGGAGAGAAGAAACUGACGCAUAGACAACUAAACCAGUUACUGAAGAGCUUCCCUCCAAAAAAAUAGUUUGAAUCUAGUUGGUAUUUGUAAAUUAUAAUUAUUAUAGAAAUAAAUAGUUAAUGUUACAA